Molecule: messenger RNA, 1299 nt
Organism: Camarhynchus parvulus
Lineage: Eukaryota; Metazoa; Chordata; Aves; Passeriformes; Thraupidae
Product: E3 ubiquitin-protein ligase Midline-1-like
Exons: 9
Molecular function (GO): zinc ion binding
Source: RefSeq, a predicted model, not a curated record
AUGGAGCUCCUGUUAUUUCGGUUCUGUGCUUUUGCUGCAGCCGUGGCCAAAGCUCGGCAGGAAUGUGGAGGGGCUGGCAUCCUGGAGGCCGAGCUCACCUGCCCCAUCUGCCUGGAGCUGUACCGGGAGCCGAUGGCGCUGAGCUGCGGCCACAACUUCUGCCGGCUGUGCAUUGAGGAGGCGCUGUAUUCCCAGGCCGUCUGGACUUGCCCCACAUGCAUGGCCGACCUGGGUGUCACCUUGGAGCUACACAACAACUUCAAGCUGCGCAACAUCGUGGAGGCAUUUAAGGCCAUCGCUUCUAAAGCUCCAAGAAAGGCCAUCACCUCCACAGCUCGAAGAGAAAGCCUCCAGCAGGACGAAGGCUCCGAGAAGGGGAAGACGGACGUGGUUCCCUGUGAGCAGUGCCUGGAUGAGCCCCAGCCGGCCGUGAAGGCCUGCCUGAUUUGCGAGGUGUCCCUGUGCCAGGCCCACCUGAGCAAACACAACGUCAGGGAUUUCCAUCAGGAACACAUCCUGGUGGAGGUGGGAGCAGGCAAGGAGGAGGAGAGGAGGUGCCGGGAUCACGGCAAGCUGCUGGAAUGCUACUGCGUGAGGGAGAAAAAGUGCAUCUGCGUGCUCUGCUCCAUGGCCGGGGCCCACAAGGGCCACGAGGUCAUCACCAUGAAGGAGGGACACGACAAAGAGCUGGUUAAACUCUCCAGCAUCAUGACAGACCUGCGGGAAUCUAAAAGUGAUUUAGUUACUGCCCUAGAAGAGCUUCAGGAAGGGGAGAAUCAGAUCAAGAACAAUACCAAAACACUGACUUCUGACCUAAAAAAGCUGUUCAGAAGUAUAAAGGCAGAGCUUGGUAAGAAACAGACGAUGAUCCUGAGUGACAUUCGGUCUUACGAGGAAGCAGACCUGGCACUUGUCACCAAGGCAAGGAAGGAAAUGGAACAGAAGAGAGACCUGGCUGAGCAGAAUCUUCGGGCUUUGCAGAUGUUAAAAGAGCAACCAGAUAUUUUCCUCUUCUUCAGAGAUCUGAAAGUAGUCACAGACAGGAUUGUGAGUCUGGAUCUGGUCGCGGAGGAUGUGAAGGUGGAGGCAAUGCAGCUGAAUGACAGACUGAUGACCCAGUAUGAGACCCAGAAAAAGAAGUUUUUGUUGCAGCUGGACUAUCUGCUGGAUGACCUGCGUGAUCAAAAUCGCGUAGUAGAUGAAGAGGAGGAGGAAAGCAUUGUCAAGAAGGAACAACAUAUAUAGUUAUUGGAGAAUUUUGAUUCUCUUAGGUCCAGAUGUGACAACAUUGGACCAUGA